Messenger RNA from Erythranthe guttata (spotted monkey flower), 1330 nucleotides. It is a transcript of the gene FAD5, whose product is annotated as fatty acid desaturase 5. Gene Ontology annotation, biological process: very long-chain fatty acid biosynthetic process. Gene Ontology annotation, cellular component: endoplasmic reticulum membrane. The record is from RefSeq and is a predicted model, not a curated record. Gene Ontology annotation, molecular function: palmitoyl-[glycerolipid] 7-desaturase activity. Lineage: Eukaryota; Viridiplantae; Streptophyta; Magnoliopsida; Lamiales; Phrymaceae.
AAGAAAACCCAGAAAAUAAUACACAAGCCACGAAAAUGGCCGCCGCCGCCCUCUUAGUGGCGGCGCCGCCGCCGUCCAAGGCCAAACCCUUCCAAUUCACACCCAAUUCCCCCAAAUUCACACAGAACAAAACCCUAAAAAAUGAUUUCUUUCCCAAAAGCAAAUUGUCGAAUACGAAAAGGGCGGCGGCGGCGGCGGCGCCAAUUGCGAGUCUAGGAGCAAACCCACCGCCGGAAAACGAGAAAGAUUCUCGGUCCGGCGGAAUCUGGCUCUCCGACGUGGCGGUGAGGCGGAGGAGGAAUAUAUAUAGGGGCAGAGAAUGGAAUUCAUUAGAUAUCGCCACACUCGGGGUGGUGGUAGUUAUGCAUUUGCUCUGUUUUUGGGCUCCGUUAACGUUCAAUCGUAACGCCGUUAGUGUAGCUUUGGGAUUGUACGUAAUGACCGGGCUUUUCGGAAUCACGCUCUCCUUCCAUAGAAAUCUUUCUCACAGAAGUUUCAAGCUUCCCAAAUGGCUCGAGUAUUUCUUCGCAUACUGUGGUGUUCAAGCCCUUCAGGGAAAUCCAAUAGAUUGGGUGAGCACACAUAGGUACCACCAUCAAUUUUGUGACUCGGAAAAAGACCCACACAGCCCCAUUGAAGGCUUUUGGUUUAGUCAUAUGAGUUGGCUUUUCGAUACCAAAGCUAUUGCUCAAAGGUGUGGGGAAAGUAGCAAUGUUGGAGAUUUGGAGAAGCAACCGUUUUAUAAGUUUCUACAAACAACUUAUGUUUUCCAUCCUAUUGCACUUGGUGCUCUACUCUAUGCAUUGGGGGGUUUUCCUUACAUUGUUUGGGGAAUGGGUGUAAGAAUAGUUUGGGUGUACCAUAUCACUUGGCUAGUGAAUUCAGCUUGCCAUGUUUGGGGAAAACAAGCGUGGAACACCGGUGAUCUUUCUCGAAAUAAUUGGUGGGUGGCAAUGCUUGCAUUUGGAGAGGGUUGGCAUAAUAACCACCAUGCAUUUGAAUACUCGGCUAGGCAUGGAUUAGAGUGGUGGCAAAUUGAUUUUACUUGGUAUGUAAUUAGGCUUCUCCUAGCCGUUGGAUUGGCCACCGAUGUUAAAUUGCCCACCACUGCCCAAAAGAAAAAAAUGGAGAAAAAUUGAAAAAUAGUUUGGUGCAAUAAAGUUUUUCUAUUUAUUAAUUGACAUUGUGUAAAUUGCAUAUUUCAAAAAAAAAAAAAAGAAAGAAAAGAAAAAAAAGGUAUUUUAGAAUACCUGUAUCGCUGUACGUUGAAUAUUGUUCUCUCUCUCUCCCACACAUUUCUGGAUACCGAUGCUUGAACCCUUGACCUCUA